Messenger RNA from Exophiala aquamarina CBS 119918, 606 nucleotides. RefSeq lists its product as uncharacterized. The coding region runs from base 269 to 529 and encodes 86 amino acids. The record is from RefSeq and is a predicted model, not a curated record. NCBI's taxonomy places the organism in Eukaryota, Fungi, Ascomycota, Eurotiomycetes, Chaetothyriales, Herpotrichiellaceae. The transcript is spliced from 2 exons.
ACUUCAACAAUUCUACCACCCCGCUCAUCCGCCAGAUCAUCAUCAAGAUCUCCACAGGUACGAAAAGCAUCGACUUCGUCAAGGAAGGACAAGGUCCGCAAAGGAAAGCUGAUCAAGUGCUGGACUGACGAGGAGGAAUCUUUUCUGUUUCGAAGUCGUCACCAAAAAAUGCCCUACAAACAGAUUGCAGAUAGCCUACACAAGUCAGAGCUGGCUUGCAGAUUACACUAUCAUCAUAUGACUGUGGGACGAAAGGGUCAUCGUGCAGAUGAACCUGACGAUGAAAUGUUGGGAGAAAACACCGCCUCUUCUCCGUCGACAGUACAAAGUGAACAGAUUUCUCCUCCGCUACCACAAAGUGAAACAUUGCCCUCGCGGACACGAACGCCGUCGGUAUCAUCACAUAUUGGCUCACCUUCAAAGAUUUGCAGGUUACCGAGUUUCGAAACCUUCUUGCAGACGACGUUCCAGUCUGACUCAUCCCACAAGAGAUGCUAUUCCAUGCCCCAGCCCUUACCUUCCACCCUAACGCCGAAUGCAACUGGCAAGGAAACCAGCCCCCAACCAAGUGGAACCAGGGUUUCGAGAACUUUAUCAGGGACAUGG